This is a messenger RNA of Aspergillus calidoustus, 1281 nucleotides long. Lineage: Eukaryota; Fungi; Ascomycota; Eurotiomycetes; Eurotiales; Aspergillaceae. The record is from the annotation of a GenBank genome assembly.
AUGACCGACAAUCUCUCGCAAACAUUAUCCGCCCGCUGCUUCCUCCCAACUAGUCAAAAUCGCUCCGGCGCCACAAAGACCCUGCAGUCAGGGCGAGAGACGAACGAUGGCGGAAAGAAACGCGGUCGGCCACGGAUGGCGCCGGCGGGGGAUACGACACAGAUGGACCGCCGCGCCCAAAUCCGCUACGCGCAGCGCACAUACCGCCACAAGAAGGAGCUGCGGCAGCGGCAUAUGGAGCACCGCGUCGCCGAGCUCGAGGGGACGAUAGGGCGUGUGUCGGAUUCAUUGUCCGAGUUUUUUGACAUGGCCAUCGAGUCGGAUCUGCAUGUUACGCAUCCGCAGUUGUUCGAUCGGCUUAGGGAGACGGUUACGCAUUUGAAGCGGGCGGCGGGUGAAACAGAGAAUGGGGCCGAGAAGAAUUCGCACAGGGAGCUCAUCCUCCCUGUGGUUUUCUCCGCAAAUGUGAGUUCUGGAGAUGCAGGUCCGUUUGGAUACAUGGUCAAUUGUCUCCAAGAUGCCGCCGUCGCCGCCGACCGAGGACCCAUGCAGCCCUUUCGCAGGAAGACAAGCGCUCUCCAUCAAAUCGAGCGCCCACUCCCCGGAAACAUCAACUAUACAUACAGCCACAACGAACCCUCUCUCCUCCGCACGCUCCAACGCUACUGCCUAGAAUACACCUACCGCCUCUUCAGCGACGCACGCACCGACCCCCGCGAAUUCUACCGCGUCUUCCGCCUCGUCCCCUGCGUCAAGUACCGCGAAAAGAUGGGUAAAUACCUCCUGUGCCUUGUGCGGUCCGGCACGAAUGAGCGGCUUGAUAUACCCGCUUUGCCAUUCUACUGUAUUGGGGGUGCGGGGAUGCAUUAUCCGCGGGUUGAGGCGGGGAAAAGGGUUUGGAAUGAGAAGAUGAGGCUUCCGAGACGGGUCCUCAGCACGGUGGCGAGUUUGCUAGGGGAAGAUGUUGGAUCUGUCGACCGGGGGAGGCUACUUGAGAUGGCCGGGUUGGAUGGGGUGUGGUUGGAUUCGAAUGAUGUUGUGGGGUUUUUGGAGGAGCGGGGGGUUCUUGGUGCCGAGCAUAGAGGGGACGGGGUGGGUGUAUCCAUGUCGCUGGAUCUAGAUCGGUUCCUGCAGGGUAAGUAUAUCCUCUGGCCGUUCUGGAAGAUACUUACCUAUCCAGCUCUUGCGGAGAAUAUGGUGAUCCUCGGGAGGUCGCCAGGGUUUCGGCUGCGGGAUGUCGAGGCUGCACUGGCCGGUGCUUUGCGGGUGGACUCAACGUAG